AUGGUCUCCGCUGCUGAGCUCAAGACUGACAACACCUCCCGCGUUGGCCUCGUGAGUAUAUGUCUGUCGCUUGGCUUCACAGAGCGCCUGGGCACUGCUGAGCGUAUGAUAUAAACGCUUGAACGAAGUGUUCGCUGACAUGAGCAAUCCACUUGCAGGGCCUCGCUCGCUCGCUCAUCACCCCUGAUGCUCGCACCUUCACGCUGCUGGCUUGGGGCGCCGCAUUCGGUACAGCCGUCUGGCAAAACUUCAUCAGCGCUCCCAUUGCUUACAGCACCUUGCCACGCAAGUCUUUUGGGGAGCUGCAGGUGAGUGUAUGCGCACACCAUUGAUUCUUGGGACAAUCGCCAGGCUCAUCCUUGACUCUCGUUCUUGCAGGCUGCUUCGCUGCCCGCCUUCUUCACCCUCCAAGCUGGUGCCGGCGGUGUACUGCUCUACUCUCACCUGCGUGACUACCCCUUCAUCAAGCACACCGGUUUCGAUAUUCUUGACCGCGCUACUUACGUCGCAUUGACUCUUGGAACCACGAUCGGUUUGAACCUUGCCAAUCUUUUCAUCGUCUACCCUGCCACCACCAAGCUCAUGAGGGAUCGCCACCGCCAGGAGCGCGCCGAGGGCAAGGAGGCUGAUGACCCCACUGUACGUCCAGCAAUCUCGGCUAUGAGAGCGGCGCGCGCACAAGGCGCACAAGAAAGACUGACAUGCAUCUCUACUCUCCUUGCGACAGGCCUCUGACAAGCUCAAGACUCUGUCCAAGGAGUUCAUCGCUUCUCACAGCCUGAGCGCUGGCCUCAGCCUGGCUGCAUUCGGUGGCCUCGUCUUCCACGGCUUGGUGAGCACGGUAGUCGCUAGCUUUAUCAUUGCAAUCUCGCUGAUACCCCACUUUCCUCUUCCACUUUCCUCUUCCUCUAGUGGCUCGCCCGCUACGGCUUCUCCGAGGCCGCAAUCAAGAGAUUGGGUUGA
Molecule: messenger RNA, 963 nt
Organism: Ceraceosorus bombacis
Lineage: Eukaryota; Fungi; Basidiomycota; Exobasidiomycetes; Ceraceosorales; Ceraceosoraceae
Source: the annotation of a GenBank genome assembly